UGAAAUAUUGAAAUUGUAACCUCAUUCAUCCCCAGUUAGACCAAAAAGCAGACUAGCCUACCUUCCCCUCUCCGCUUCUGCGACCAAUUCUUCUUUUAUUUCCCUUUAAUUCGUUUCCUCAUGCUGUAAUUCUUGGCUUCUACUCGGAUCUUAUCCUCCUCAGCUGAGAUUUCAUUUUGACAGGGUAUUUUAAAUGAAUGAUGAUAGUGCAGAUGGAUAAAAUGUCGACAGCUCCUUCAUCCAGGGAGCGUGCACAGUGUCUUUAUAAGAAGAAUAUAGAGCUGGAAAAUAAUCGUAGGAAAUCUGCUCAGGCACGAGUACCCUCAGAUCCAAAUACCUGGCAGCAGAUGCGUGAGAACUAUGAGGCAAUAAUUCUCGAGGACCAUGCAUUUUCUGAGCAGCACAAUAUUGAAUAUGCUUUGUGGCAAUUACAUUACAAACGGAUUGAGGAACUAAGAGCACAUUAUAGUGCUGCCCUAACUUCUGCCAGGUCAAACACAUCUCAGGGCGUGAAAGUUCCCCCACGGUCUGACAGGCUUACAAAAAUAAGAUUGCAGUUUAAGACUUUCCUUUCUGAGGCAACAGGAUUUUAUCAUGAAUUGAUUUUGAAAAUCAGAGCAAAGUAUGGACUUCCAUUUGGGUAUUUCUCUGAUGAUUCAGAAAGCCUAAUUGUUAUGGACAAAGAUGGGAAGAAAUCUGCUGAGAUAAAAAUGGGUUUGGUGUCUUGUCACCGUUGUUUGAUAUACUUGGGAGACCUAGCACGGUACAAAGGAUUAUAUGGAGAUGGAGACUCUAAAACACGCGAGUAUGCAGCUGCUUCAAGUUACUACUUGCAAGCUGUGUCAGUUUGGCCCUUAAGUGGGAAUCCACAUCAUCAGCUAGCUAUAUUGGCAUCCUACUCGGGAGACGAGGUGGUGGCUGUUUAUCGAUAUUUCCGGAGUCUGGCAUUGGAUAACCCCUUUUCAACUGCUAGGGAUAACUUGAUUGUGGCUUUUGAGAAGAACCGUCAUAGUUGCUCACAGCUUACUCGAGAUGCUAAAACUUCCUUGGUCAAGGAGCCUGCAGUGUCGUUAUCGGGAAAAGGUAGAAGGAAAGCGGAAGCAAAACCUAUAUCUAAAGAAGCCAACAUGGAUUCAAGGCCUCCUAAGGAGAAAGAAUCUGGUACCCAGGAUAAUUUGAAGUCCUUCUGCAUUCGAUUUGUGCGUCUAAAUGGUAUUCUUUUUACACACACAAGUCCGGAGACUUUUGCAGAUGUUCUUAAAUUGGUUAGCCAUGAUUUAUGCGAACUUCUGUCUUCGGGGCCAGAAGAGAAAUUGAGUUUUGGCACAGAUGCUACUGAGAAUGCACUUUUCCUUGUUAGGUUGGUUUCAGUUCUCAUAUUUACAGUUCACAAUCUGAAGAGGGAGAGUGAAGCUCAAACAUAUGCUGAAAUUGUACAGUGUGCUGUGCUGCUUCAGAAUGCAUUGACAGCCAUUUUUGAGUUGAUGGGAUAUGUGGUAGAGAGAUGUUUGCAGCUCGGGGAUGUUUCUUCUAGCUACACCUUACCAGCUAUUCUGGUUUUUGUAGAGUGGCUGGCUUGCUGCCCGGAUGUUGCAACAGCUGACAGUGAUGUUGAUGAGAAACAGUCGAUUACUAGAUCACUCUUCUGGAAACAUUGCUUAUCAUUUCUAAAUAAGAUCUUGACAAUUGGGCCAAUGUGCAUCGAUGAUGAUGAAGAUGAGACCUUUUUCAAUAUGAGCAGGUAUGAAGAAGGAGAAACUGAAAACCUUCUUGCAUUGUGGGAGGACUUUGAGUUGCGAGGGUUCUUGCCUCUUGUUACAGCACAUAACAUUUUGGACUUCUCAAGGAAACGUUCCUUUAUAAGCGAUGGCGAUAAGGAAAAGAAAGCCCGUGUCAAGAGAAUUUUAGCUGCUGGGAGGGCUCUUGCUAGUGUCAUUAGGAUUGAUCAGAAAACUGUUUGUUUUGAUUCAAAAGCCAAGAAAUUUCUUAUUGGUGUUGAGCCUUGUGAAGGUGUCACAUUCGGGUCUUCUACCCUGCUGGUAGCAAAUGGCGUGGAACAUGAAACUCCCUCUGAGAAGAUUAAUAUUGGAAAUAUGCUGCCAACCGCACCUGGAAAUGUUGCGGAAGAUGAUGAUGAUGAAGUGAUUGUUUUCCAGCCUUCUGUGAGUGAAAAGAGAAUUGAGGUGAUCAAUUCUAACAGGCCUCCUCCUGAGACUUUGAAGCUUGAUCUAAGUAGUUGUGGAGGUGAUCGCAAUUUCUAUGGCAGUACCAUGUCUUCUCUUGAUAGUCUUCGCCAGCAUAAUACAUCUGAUGCUAGUCCUCCACUGCCUGCAUCUGUUGGUAGCAUUCACUCUCAGCAGUUGCAGCCUGUUCAGAUGCAUGCAUCUAGGUGGUCAGUGAAGGAAGCUACUUCAUUGUCUAAUAGUUUGAGGGCUUUGACAAUGUUGGAAAAUGGGCAUUUAACAAAACGUGUGAUGCAAGAUAAUCUAGGCCUUCCUCAUCCUGCUGCUCCCUCUUUUGCUAUCCAACAACCUAUCAAUACUAGUGCUGGCGGUAUGUACUACAGUCAGAAAAAAGUGGCAGAAACUGUGAUCCCAUCUGGAAUUGAUACAAUUGUGUCGUCUAGAGUUGCUGCUGAUGCUUUGGCUUCUAAAAAUACCUCAGCUUCACAAGUUGGGAUGCAUAAGAAUCCAGUUAAUGGCGCUGUUAGGCAUCUUGGCCCCCCACCAGGUUUUGGCCCUGUUCCUCCAAAGCCACCAAGUGAAUCUGUUUCUGUCUCAGAUUUGGAAACCCCUGUGAUGGAUGAUUAUAGUUGGCUGGAUGGAUAUCGGUUGGCAUCAUCAUUGAAAGGCUCUGGGCUUGAUAGUUCUCUCAAUUAUGCAUCUCAUGGAGAUUCCCUGUAUGUCAAUAAUAGUAGCAGUGGCACUGGAACAAUAAGCUUUCCUUUCCCUGGAAAACAGGUCUCAACGAUGCAAUUUCAAAUGGAAAAGCAGAACGGCUGGCAGGAUUACAAUACCCUUGAUCAUAAAAAAUUUCAACAUGAACAGAAGCUGCAGCAACAUCAAUUCAUGAAUGGAAACCAGCAGCAGUUUACCUCACUGCCUGAGCAGUUUCAAGGACAAUCAAUGUGGACAGGACGUUAUUUUGUGUGAGAUCAAUAUGCAAGUAUACAUGUUUUUGGGAAUGAUUCCUAUGAAUUUACUGCAUCCAUUUGCUGCCAAAGUGAACUCCAACUUUGAAGCAUUGUGGGCUUAUUUGUUGCUGCAUAGCUGUCCUUGGCUUCUACUUCUAGUGGGCACUUGCUGCUCAACAGGUUUUGCAUGAUGUGUGGAGAAAGAAUGAGGAAACCAUCUUCAAGAUGUGGAACUUUGAAGGAGCUAGUGCCUUAAGUGGUCACUUUGGGAUGGAGAUAGAGCGUGUUAAUAAGAGCGAUCUGUUGGUUUUGGGGGCUCUUGCUUGGGGAUUUGAUAGAAUAAACUUGGUUAACUAUCCUAUUAACUUUCCAAUGGUUCAAAGUCAACAGCAAGCAGGCAGUUGUAAUAUAUGUCUUUGCUGUGAAGCUCGACCAAUCCUCUCCUAGGUAUGUAGGAUCUGCAUAUCAGUGGGUUUGAGCAGUUGGGUUGGGAUUAUGGUGGUGGCAGAAUGUGUGGGUGAGAAUCGAGUGAUGUGUAUGUUGUUUGAUAUGGGAUUCGAAUACUUUUUUAUGUUAUCAGGGAUGGAUGAUGAUAAGUUGGGGUGGGUUCACUCCAAACAUUUUCUGUUAUGAAAUAAAAAGAAUGCAUGAUUUUCUCUUU
Molecule: messenger RNA, 3794 nt
Organism: Gossypium raimondii (Peruvian cotton)
Lineage: Eukaryota; Viridiplantae; Streptophyta; Magnoliopsida; Malvales; Malvaceae
Product: nonsense-mediated mRNA decay factor SMG7
Exons: 8
Coding region: 198-3152 (984 amino acids)
Biological process (GO): nuclear-transcribed mRNA catabolic process, nonsense-mediated decay
Cellular component (GO): telomerase holoenzyme complex
Molecular function (GO): protein binding; telomeric repeat DNA binding; telomerase RNA binding
Source: RefSeq, a predicted model, not a curated record